This is a messenger RNA of Drosophila arizonae, 2415 nucleotides long. It is a transcript of the gene car, whose product is annotated as vacuolar protein sorting-associated protein 33A. The record is from RefSeq and is a predicted model, not a curated record. NCBI's taxonomy places the organism in Eukaryota, Metazoa, Arthropoda, Insecta, Diptera, Drosophilidae. Gene Ontology annotation, biological process: vesicle-mediated transport.
GCCGUGCAGUAUGUGGGCGUUGCAACCACAGAAAUAUUAGGCAGUAAAAACACUUGCUGAGUGCAGAGACUGCAAAGACACAAUACGAAAAUAGCGCCUCGCUAGCGAGAAAAAGCUAAGAACAAAUAUUGUCAUCAGUAGUGCGGUUCCUGUUUUGCCAUCAGCCAUGUUUCCUUAUCUAAGGAGUCAACGCGUCAAUUUGCAGCUGCUGCAGGAGACGGCUGCGCGGGAGCUAAUGCAGAACCUUGAUUCCAUCGAAGGCAGCAAGAUUAUUGUGCUGGACGAGUCAAUGGUUGGACAUUUGGAGCUUGUGACCAAGCCGGAAAUGUUCACCGAUCGUGGAAUUAAGCUGAUCGCUUUGAAACCUGAAUCACGCACUCCCAAGGACGUCCAGAACAUCAUCUAUAUUGUGCACACGCAGGUUAAGCUCAUGGAUCAGCUGGCCACGCACCUAAAGGACAACAAUCAGCAGGGUCGACAGUAUUAUAUCUUCUUUGUGCCGCGUCGCUCGUGCUUGUGCAUUAAGCAUCUGGAGAAUCUGGAUGUGAUCAAUGCAUUCACUCAUAUCUACGAGCUGACCUGGAACUUUUUUCCGCUGGACUCGGAUGUAGUCAGCAUGGAGAUGCCCAAUGCCUAUCGCGAUGUUAGCAUCGAUGGCGACACCACCGCUCUCUUUCAAGCGUCGAUUGGCCUGGUGCAGCUGCAGCGGCUAUACGGACGCAUACCCAAGAUCUACGGCAAGGGUGUCAUGGCUCAAUUCGUUUGGGAUCAUGCCAAGCAGCUGGCCAUUGACGAGAAGUCACUGUACAAUGGCGACAAGGGUGCCAUUGAUCAGCUCAUCCUGCUCGAUCGGGGCAUCGACCUACUCAGUCCGCUGGCCACCCAACUAACCUACGAGGGUCUCAUCGAUGAGUUUUAUGGCAUACACCACAAUAAGCUGACGCUGCCGGCCGAGCAUUUUCCGGCAUAUAUUAUUAGCGGCAGCUCCACGGCCGGAUCUGAGGAUCCGGAACGCUUGGUGGGCGAUAAAGAUCGGAAGACGAUUUUCCUUCAUUCCGGCAAACCGCUGUACGCGGAGCUGCGCAACAAGAACUUCAAUGAAGUGCGCAUUCUGCUCGCCCGCAAGGUCAAGGACAUCCAGGCACAGAUGAAUGUCAAUCGGCAAGAGCAAACGGUGCAGGAGAUCAAAAGUUUCGUCGAACGUCUGCCCCAACUGAUGGAGGAAAAGAAGGAAACAUCGGUGCAUACGGCCAUCGCCGGACUCAUUGACGAACGCAUCAAUGUCUAUUCGUUCAGCGAUGAUCUGGCCGCCGAGCAGGAGUUCAUGAUCUGUGCGGACAUCGACAAGUCGAGCGCUUACAUUGAGGAUCAGAUAGCACGCCGUGCCGAGCUGCGCAACGUGCUGCGACUCAUCUGCCUGCAGUGUGCCGCCGCCUCCGGCUUCAAGGAGCGCGUCCUCAACUCCUACAAGCGCGAGCUGGCCCAGGUCUACGGCCUGGAGGUGUUGCUCACCAUUAGCCACCUCGAGAAAGCUGGACUGCUGCGUACACAAACUGAGUCGCGGGCGUAUGCCGUAUUGCGCAAGACCCUACAUCUGACCGUCGAUGACAGCGUUGAGAUCAAUCCGAAGGACAUUAGCUAUGUGCAUAGUUUCUAUGCACCGUUGACGGCUCGCCUGGUCGAGCACUCGCUCAAGCCGCUCGGCUGGCAGACGCUCAAGAGCCAGAUCAACAACCUGCCCGGGCCGACCUUCGAGGACUUUCAGGUGCAAUUGAUUGGCAUCGGUGGCCGUCAUGCAGUCGGCGCCACGCCCAGCGAGAGCUCGCUAAUGCACGCCCGGCGCGUGGUGCUCGUCUUCUUUGUGGGCGGCUGCACAUUCGCCGAAAUCGCAGCACUGCGCUUCCUGGCCGCCCAGGAGGACAACAACGUGGAGUUCGUGAUCGCCACCACGAAGGUGAUCAAUAAGCAUUCAUUCCUCGACAGCCUGAUGAGCUCGUGAAAGAAGCGACUGAGUCGCUUGGAGGCGCAUCUUCUAUCCGUGGGCUGCGGCCUGACGCGCGGACGCAACACCUCCAAUCCAAUGAAGCCGGGCCAAGCAACAGAGCAGCGUCUAGCGUUCAGAUCGGAACAGCCGCUGCCCAAGCAUAAAGAUUAGAAACGUUUAACGAUUCCUCACACACAAAUACUAUAUAUUUAUAUCUCUAUUUAGUAUACCCCUAAGUAAAUUAUGAUUUGCAUACAUAUGGUACGAUCUACAUAUAUCCAAUAUUAUAGUAUAUUCAUGUAUAUUUUAUAUAUCUAUGUAUACUUUGUAGGUGCAAAAGCUUUCGAGAUCCUUUAUAAAUGUCUACCAAAUAUGUAUAUACAUAGAUAUAUGUAUGUAUCAAAUGUAUAUAAGAAACAAAUGAACAGAAA